Messenger RNA from Hymenoscyphus albidus, 804 nucleotides. The record is from the annotation of a GenBank genome assembly. NCBI's taxonomy places the organism in Eukaryota, Fungi, Ascomycota, Leotiomycetes, Helotiales, Helotiaceae.
AUGAAACCAAUAUCCCCCUUCUCAAUGUUCCUGUUCAUCAACCUCACAACCGCAUCACCAAUCCCGCUCUGCUCAAAAGAAUGCCAAACACUCCUCAAAUUCAUACACCGAAAUACACCACCCACUCGUCUAUCCUCAGAACCAUAUUUUCCUACCCACCAGCAUCCUCCCCAGGUUCUUAACGAAGAAAUCAAUAACCACGCUCACACACCCUCGGAAACAGAAGUUCUCGCCCCUUCUUUGGUACUAAAGGUCGAGAAACCUCUUUCGUCAAAGUUUUUGCUUUCCAUCUCAGCUUCCAAACCCAGACUUCAAAAAUCCCCUGUCGAAGAAGUAGUGGGAAAUGCGGCGCUUGCUGCGAAACCAACGAGUACACUACCGGAGUCAAGGAAAGAAGAUUUGAAACAGUACUGGGCUGCGUUGAAUGCUGAGAAGACUAUGAAAGAGGAGCAGGAAAGACAGGAGCGAGAAAAAGUACUGGGAGUCAAAGAAUGUGGACACGGGAAGUUUGAUGGACACUAUUAUAUGCAGAAGACGGAGUACGUUAGAGAGUAUAGUGAUGUGAUUGUUGUGGGGCUUGUGCUGUUCUUUUUGGUAGUUGUUGUAGGCGCGGAAGUUUUCGAGAAGUUUGGACGGAAGGGAAGGGGUGCGAUUUACCUGGCAGAUGACGAGGAGAUGGUGGUGGAUGUAAGUGAGUGUACGAUGGAAUAUAGAGAUGAGGAAGAAGAGAGGAAAGAGCUAGAUUCUACGGAUCUCAAUCUCAAGAGCGGAAGCGAAGAGCUACAGCACGACGCAAAAUCAUGA